UUCAGGCAGUCCAGUCGCUGCGUAUGAGGAAGGCAGAGUGGUGUAUUAAUCCCAAGAUGGCCAAAAUAUGUGUGUUGUUUUUCGUGUGAAAUGUUGUGAUUGUGUGAUCUUAUAGUGUUCUGGUGCACUCCCACCAUGGCGGAGAUCAAUAUGGACUUAACGAAGCUUCCCACGGAAGUCAGGGAUAAAUUGGCGGAGCUGGAAUUAGAACUUUCUGAAGGUGACAUCACUCAGAAGGGCUAUGAGAAGAAACGCAGCAAGCUCCUCGCUCCCUAUGUACCCAAGCAAUCCGCAGCAGGCAGGCCGCCCGCGCCCACGCCCACCUCCUCGCAGGGGCAGGGCUCGGGCCACGGCGGCAGCGGCGGCAGGGAGUCAUCGCGCGGGGGCGGCGGCCCGGGCGGCGGCGGCGGAGGAGGAGGCGGCGGCAGCAGGGACCCGGAGCAGUCGCGCGCCCGCCGCACGCAGCGCCGCGUCACCCACAACGAGAAGCGAUACCACUCAGCCAGAGGCGCUGCUGCCGCGUCCGGGUCCGGGGCCGAGGCUGUGCUGGAGGCCCUGGCGGCCCUGGACGCCCUGGAGGGGCCCGCUCUGCGCGCUCCGCCCGCUCAUGGACCCCCCGCGGUCCCCCUGGUCCCCGCGCUCCGCGACAACUGCCCCUCGAGCCCUGGGGCGAGGGCGCGGCGCAGAGGCAACCGCCGCCUCACUCGCAAUGAGAGCAGGUACCACUCUGAGGUUCGACAAGAGGCAGUGCAGCAAGCUCUAGCAGCAAUGCAAAAUCGACCAAAGCCUUCCCUUCCAAUGCCGUCCAAAAGAACUUCUGUUAUGGCCAAGAGCCCAGACAGAGACAGGCAUGAUUCUGCCUCAAGUACUGAUGAUGAUAGCCUUGCUAAUGAUGACAUUCAAAGUACUCCAGAACGUGAACGGGCAAGAAUAACUCCCGAUACUAGUAGUACAGGCUCAGCUCGUGAGACUCCUCCUCAACAAAGACUCCAUAGGCCACCCCGUAGCAGUGCUAAUGGAGGCCCAGGCCAUACCGUGUGGGAAGAAAGAGAAGAGCGUAAACGCUCCAGACAAGAAAUAACACAAUUAGCUGAUGUUAUGCACAAUCUCAACCCAUACUCUCAACCUCCAGAUGUGACCCACAACACAGCUGGCUCCCGCAGAAUGACUGGUGCAGAUAGAGUACAUAGAUUUAGCCAGUCAAGGCACUCUUCUGCUUCUGAAGACAACAUGGGUACUGUUACAAGCACGGGUAGAUGGAAAGUCUCUGCUAAAAUCCAGCAGCUGCUAAACACACUGAAACGACCAAAACGUCGACCCUUACCUGAAUUUUAUGAAGAUGACGAUAUUGAAUUAGAAAUUGCCGCCAACCCAAAAGACCCGAAUGCACCAAAGCCUGAAGGAGGAACCAUGACACCUGCUAUGGGAGAGCAACUUGUUGUACCUUCAGGAUUACCUCGUAAUUUGGAAGCUGCCAUUCAGAGGUAUGGAUCUGCAACGUACAAGGCACCAGUUGCUACAGUUUUAGAUCCCAAUGGAAAACUGAGUAUCACCUUGACCUAUGGGAAACUACUUAGUCGUUCACAAAAAAUCGCUUACACACUCCUUAACCGCAACUUCAGCAAGGGUGAAACAGUAUUGAAAACAGGCGAUAGAGUUGCACUUAUUUACCCCAACAAUGACCCAAUAAAUUUUAUGUGUGCAUUUUAUGGAUGCUUACAAGCAGGAAUGGUGCCCGUGCCCAUUGAAGUUCCUCUAACUAGAAGAGAUGCUGGCUCACAACAAAUUGGUUUUCUACUUGGAAGCUGUGGAGUUCAAGUUGCCCUUACCUCAGAAGCCUGCCUUAAGGGUCUUCCCAAAACAACAGCUGGGGAUGUUGUUGCUUUCAAAGGAUGGCCUAAACUGCAGUGGUUUGUUACUGAGCAUCUUGCUAAAACUCCAAAAGACUGGCUUCCUCCUCCAAGACUAACUGAUGAUACACCAGCUUAUAUUGAGUAUACAACUGACAGGGAUGGAUCUGUUAUGGGUGUCACUGUGACAAGGGCUGCUAUGAUGACUCAUUGUAGAACUCUAACUAUGGCAUGCAAUUACACAGAAGGCGAGAACAUGGUUUGUGUGCUUGAUUUCAAAAGGGAGGUUGGGCUGUGGCACUCUGUAUUGACGUCUAUUUUGAAUGGAAUGCACAUAAUUUUCAUUCCGUAUGCUUUGAUGAAAGUCAACCCAGCAAGCUGGAUGCAAAUGAUAACUAAAUACAGAGCCAGUGUUGCGGUCGUCAAGUCAAGAGAUUUACAUUGGGGUUUACUGGCUACCAAAGACCACAAGGAUAUUUCUCUUUCAUCCUUGAGGCUGUUACUGGUAGCAGACGGUGCUAACCCUUGGUCCCUUUCUUCAUGUGACCAGUUUUUAAGUGUUUUCCAAAGCAAAGGACUAAGGCCUGAUGCAAUAUGUCCUUGUGCCAGCACAAGUGAAGUUUUAACUGUGUCAGUUCGCAGACCUGGUAGAGCUGGUGUUAAUGCCACAGGACGAGGAGUCUUAUCCAUGUCCGGGUUGAGUUUUGGGGUUGUUCGUGUUGAUCAAGAAAACUCCCUGACUUCCCUUACUCUGCAAGACUGCGGUCAAGUCAUGCCUGGGUGUGUGAUUGUAGUUGUUAAAAUAGAAGGCACAUCAUUUUUGUGUAAAACUGAUGAAGUUGGAGAAAUCUGUGUAAAUUCUGGAGCAACAGGAAACCAAUACUGGGGCUUGCAGGGACUUACAAACAGUACCUUCAAAGUUCUACCCCUUCAAGCUGAUGGCACACCCUUAGGAGAUGCAGAAUAUGUUCGAAGUGGGCUCCUUGGCUUCCUUGGUCCUGGUGGAUUAGUAUUUGUCUGUGGUUCACGGGACGGUUUGAUGACUGUCACUGGCAGAAAACAUAAUGCUGAUGACAUAAUUGCUACUGUCUUAGCUGUUGAACCCAUGAAAUUUAUUUAUCGUGGAAGAAUAGCUGUGUUCAGUAUUAGGGUUCUUAGAGAUGAAAGAAUAUGUGUUAUUGCUGAACAAAGGCCCGAUUGUAGUGAGGAAGAGAGUUUUCAGUGGAUGUCUAGAGUUUUACAAGCUGUUGAUUCUAUACAUCAAGUUGGAAUCUACUGCCUUGCAUUGGUUCCUCCCAAUUAUCUUCCCAAAACGCCUCUUGGAGGAAUUCACCUUUCAGAAACUAAACGACGUUAUCUAGAAGGGACCCUCCAUCCAGCAAAUGUUUUACUAUGUCCACAUACUUGUGUGACCAAUCUUCCCAAACCUCGAGAAGUUCACUCCGCUGCGGAAUCUGUUCCAGACGUCGGACCAGCCUCCGUUAUGGUAGGAAAUAUCGUACAGGGCAACAGACUUGCUUCAGCUCAAGGUCGUGACAUGGGCAUCAUUGAUGAGGAAUCUGAUUCGGCAAGAAAGUACCAGUUUAUCAGUGAAAUUUUGAAGUGGAGAGCUCAGAGCUCUUCAGAACAUGUCAUUUUUACCCUACUGAAUUCAAAGGGUGCUGUGGCUAUGACUCUGUCUUGCUCUCAGCUCCACAAGAAAGCAGAACGAAUUGGUGCGCUCCUCAUUGAAAAGGGGCGUAUCAAUACAGGUGACCAUGUGGCACUAAUUUUCCCACCUGGUAUAGAUCUUAUAUGUGCUUUCUACGGAUGCCUUUAUGUUGGAGCUGUCCCAGUAACCAUUCGCCCUCCACAUCCUCAAAAUCUCCAAACCACACUUCCAACUGUACGGAUGAUCGUAGAUGUUAGCAAAUCAGUAUUGGUUCUAUCUAAUCAAAAUGUCAUAAAACUUUUGAAGUCAAAGGAAGCAAGCAAUGUUGUGGACAUAAAGUCAUGGCCCAUUACCUUGGACACUGAUGAUAUGCCAAAGAAGAAACUUCCAAUGAUGUACCGUGCACCAACUGCUGAGAUGUUAGCAUAUUUGGACUUUAGUGUGUCUACCACAGGAAUGUUAGCAGGGAUUAAAAUGUCUCAUGCAGCUGUUACAUCCCUCUGUCGGUCUAUGAAAUUAGCUUGUGAACUUUAUCCCUCACGUCAUAUAGCCCUCUGUUUGGAUCCUUAUUGUGGAUUAGGCUUUGCCCUUUGGUGCCUUAGCAGCAUCUAUUCUGGUCAUCACACUAUUCUGAUACCACCCUCAGAAGUUGAAGUUAAUCCAGCACUGUGGCUCUCAGCUGUGAGUCAGUAUCGUGUCAGAGACACUUUCUGUUCUUAUGGUGUUAUGGAACUGUGCACAAAGGGCCUGGGAUCUUCAGUGACCACUCUCAAAACAAGAGGAGUGAAUUUAGCCUGUGUUCGAACUUGUGUGGUGGUUGCUGAGGAAAGGCCUAGGAUAAACUUAACAUCAAGCUUCUCCAAAUUGUUCUCUGCUUUGGGUCUUAGUCCAAGGGCGGUUUCUACAAGCUUUGGUUGCAGAGUGAACAUUGCCAUCUGUCUCCAGGGAGCUUCGAGCCCUGAACCAUCAACUGUGUAUGUGGAUCUGCGUGCUCUACGGAAUGAUCGCGUGUCACUAGUGGAGCGUGGUAGCCCGCACUCCCUAUGUGUUAUGGAAUCUGGAAAGUUAUUACCAGGAGUGAAAGUCAUCAUAGCCAACCCAGAAACAAAGGGCCAAUGUGGAGAUUCGCAUCUUGGAGAAAUUUGGGUGCAAUCUAGUCACAAUGCUAGUGGAUACUUUACCAUACUUGGCGACGAGGCAGAAUAUGCCGAUCACUUUAAUGCUCGUCUUGUAACGGGUUCUACCGGUGAAGUGUACGCUCGCACUGGCUAUCUUGGUUUCCUUCGGCGCACCGAACCAGGGCAACAGUUGCAAGGUCCAGGUGUGGGUCCUCCUGGUUCAGCAUCCGGAACGUUGGAUGCGUUUGGAGGUUUGAGCAGCGGUACCUUGUCUAGCGUGGGCACCACUGGUUCAUCCACGUCAGGGACAGGGACAGGUACUGGCCUGGCAGGCCCGGGAGGUGAGGACGACGCCACGUCCAUCGCCACGCUUGCUUCGCUUCAAUCGCAGACCCCAUCACAGCAGAUCAGUGACGCUCCAGAACUCCAUGAUGCUGUAUUUGUUGUUGGUGCUUUGGACGAAACGAUUAUGCUUAGAGGCAUGCGUUACCAUCCAAUUGAUAUCGAAAACAGUGUGAUGCGGUGUCACAAGAAAAUUGCUGAGUGUGCUGUUUUUACGUGGACAAACCUGCUAGUUGUGGUUGUGGAACUAGAUGGUAAUGAAAAUGAAGCUCUUGACUUAGUACCUUUAGUGACUAACACAGUGCUGGAAGAACAGCAUCUUAUUGUUGGAGUUGUGGUUGUGGUUGAUCCAGGUGUAGUUCCGAUCAAUUCUAGAGGUGAAAAACAACGUAUGCACCUACGAGAUGGUUUCCUAGCUGACCAGUUGGAUCCCAUUUAUGUUGCCUACAACAUGUGAUUCUUUUUUUUCUUCUUUUUUUUGUUAUUGUUGUUUAUUUUGCUGCAAGGGGACUCAGCAGCUCUCUGGAAAUUGGUCCUAUAGAUGGCUUGAAAAUGCCUGAGAAUGGAAGAAGCCUACUAUGAGGUGAUGGCAUCUGAUUUUUAUUACAGGGUGUUAAGACACAAAAAAAAGCUUUUUAUUUCUUGCUAUGGAGAAUUGUGUGUUGUGGUCUGUGUGAUAAAAGGGUGCAACAUAAGUUGGCUGAGCUCUUGUUUUUAGAUCAAGUAAAAUUGUAGCUCGUAGUGUUGUUUUUUGUUUGUUUAUUAUUUUUUUUUUACAUAUAAAUGAUGUAGCUUGCUUUCUUCAUUAUAUUACCAGAGUUUCCCCUGCCAUCUACAUCUGUUCUUUGAUAGUUGUUGAUGGAAAAGGGAACAGUAUGAAGCAAAGAGGUUUUAUUUAAAGAUGUCAUUUCCUUACAUGAUUUUUAGUAGAAUGAUGACAAUAGUUUUAUAUCUCAUUGACUGUGAGAGAAAAGAAUGUGAUUGUAACAAUAGUUUAAAUGUGUACCUCUGUAUGCCGUUAUUAAAAGCCACAAAAUCUUGUUUAAUAGACAUGAUUCAUGUUAUCAUUUAAUUUAACAAUUUUGACAAGAGUGGCUUUUAAUGGAUAUGUGCCAUGGGCUGAUAGUGGUUCAUUCACCAUAAAAACAGACCUACUGAAGGCACAAAAAUAAAGACCAUCAGCUCACAGACAUCCUUUUUUCUAGUCAACCUGAAUGUGAAUGAUGUAAUUCUCUUUGUGUCUUUUGGUACAAACCGACAUGAGAUAGAUUCAUUCUCAAGAUUCAUUUUAUGCUCCUAAAACCAAGCAUUACUUGAGCAGCUUUGUUUUUUUUAGAUAGAGGGAGUUUUUAACUAGAGAGAUACCUACAUUUUUUACCUCUGUAAUGCUCAACUGUUUUAAUGUAUGGGGUAUUCAGUUGUCUCUGUUUCAUGACUAGGAUUUAGAUUUGAUGAUGAAUGCUAAGAUGAAAUUUAAAUAGUGUAAGGAAGCAUGUAGUUUGUGUCCAAAUCAGGAUCAGAUCAGUUUUUAAGUACUAAAUUUAUCAGGUUAUUGUUCACCGUUUUUUAUCUCAACUAGUUCUGUAUAAGUACUGAUUGUACCUUAAUCAAAUUAUUACCGGACCAAAUUUUGACUUGUUUUGAAUGGAGUACUACAUCAAAUCAAACAUCAACAUUGAUUUUUUUUUAAAUUAUUGUUUUAAUACUAUCUAGGUUCAAAUGGCUUCUCUGGUAAGCUUAUGUACCUAUGAAACCAUUUAUCAAUUGUGACUUGCUUUUCGAUAAUACUUAAUGACUGUUUGCAAUGUAAGAAUCAACAUUUUAUUUGAUUUCAGCGUUUAAGACAGUUGCAUUUGACAUGUUAACAGUAAUUUUCCUGGCAAAUUUUAAAUUUGCUCUUCAACUCUGGUUGAGCAUUCAUUCACAUAUUGCAUUUAAUGCUGUAUGUGCUUUAUUAUGGAAACUUAAGGCAUGCAUGGAACAAUUGUUGUUCAUUAGAGCUCUACAGAUAUUUGUGGAAUUUGUGCCAUAUCUGUGUAGCAGUGAUAAAUGUUACUAGUAGUUUCAUACCAGUGCUCGCAAAGGUUGUGAAGCCAGCGUAAUUGCUUGUUUGGAGUCGUAGUCAGUGAAGGCAGUCUCAACCAUACUUUGUGUCCAGAUCAAGUCAGGAUUUAGUAGUGACAUUCAUGAUUUAAUUUUCAAAUUUUGGUGUGAAUGUUAUCCUGUAGUGACGCACAUCUAUUAGCAAUUAUUUUGUUUAUGUAUGUGGUAUGCUCAACGUUUGUGCCACUCUCAUUCUAUUUAUGGAAUUUUAAAUUUACUGCCAUUAUUUAUAUAUCUAAGAACUUUUGUAUACUAGACAUCUUUCUACAUUCCCUGAAAACUACCUAGUUGCAACCACUUCAUCUUCUCAUUUACAUUUAAUUCAAUGUCGGCCAGUUGAAACCAUCAAAGCUCGUUGACCUGUUGUUGCAUAGCUUUGACGUGAAAAAAGCUUGAAUUUUCCAAAAUUUAGAAAUUAUUUAUUUAUCUUCAACACUCAUUUUGAAAUAUUAUGAUUUGGUGCUACAAUGAUGUUAGGCUUUAUUAGUACCUCAAUAGAUUGCAAUAUUUAACUUACAGAGAAGUCUCAACUUAAGUUUCUUUUGUUUGCUUGAAGAGAAUUAUAUAUAACAGAGCUCUUCUUAGCAUUCUUAGGUUUAAAAUAGUGGUUCCAAUGGCAAAUUCACUUGGAAAUGCAUUUUUAAAAAAUUACAUGACAAUGUGGAAUGAUACUAUUUUAAAUGCACAACUUUUUUUUUUUAGUUUCUGCAUCAGCUGUAUUCCGUGCAAUUACCUUUUUCUUUAAUAUGACGACAUUCUUAACUGGCCAAUGCUCCUUUUCAUUCUCUUCUCUUUUUCUGAGUGAAUGUAUUUAAAUGAUAACACUUUUUUGUUGAUUUUCUUGAGACUAUAUCUAUUGUUUCAAAAACAGAGUACGUAGUUCAAUAAUUGUUAGAAAAGAGGUAAUGCUGGUCAACUUGAUGUUUAUUUGUUUAUAUCAGUGUUGUCUGAUACUCUUUGCUAUGUAUCUGUCACACUUAGGAUGAUUUUUUUUUCUCAACAUUUUGACUUUUUAAAAAUCAAUGGUGACAGUUUUAUGUAAAUUUUGUUACCCUUUUUAUGUGUUACACUUCGGCUCUAAUUCUUUGCUCAAUGCCUGGCCACUGUUUCCUUUACUAAAUUGAUGAAGUUUUUGUAUCUCCUUAAAAGGUCUAUGAUUUUCCUUUCCCUUUCAGUCAAUCUUUCUGUCCAAACCUUGGUCACCAGAGACUAAUUUUAUAGAUUGUAUGUGUUUUAAGUUUUACUGAAUUUUCGGUAGAAAAAGUUCAAGUUUCUCCUUGCAUGAAAUGUUUUCUAUCCUUCUUCAAAAUGUUAAGUUAUGUCGUCUGUGAAUGCCACUGUAAAUAAUAACUUUUAGCAUGUAAACCAUGACUGAAACAUUUUUCUGCUCUUCUUGUUUCUCUUCUCUUUUUUUAAAAAAAAGAUAUACCUAUGUACAAGCAGUGUUUCUUGCAGGGAGAAGGACUUCAUUCUGCCAUUUUGUAGAUAGCAAGUCAAAUGAUCUCUGUGCAAACUGUAUUUUAAGUUCUUUCUAUCCUUGCUUUCUUAGUUGUAAAUGUCACCCUGUAGAAAAUUCUGUUUUGAUAAUUCCACCAUUUGUUUAUUUUGUUGUUUUUCUUUUAAUUGAUACUGUAUUGUUGUUAUUUCCCUGAAUGUAUAUACUGUAUUGAAAUAUGAAUUAUUUACGCAGAAUAUUGUUCAACCAUUAUGUUGAGACCUUCAAUUUUUAUUGAUUCUGGCAAUUAAGUAUGCAUUCUUUUUGCUUGUGCAUUCACCAGUAAGUCGGAUGUGAUGUGCAGUUACAGUGUAAAAUGAGCGAGUGAUAGUUUUCAAAUUCCCAAGUGUUCCAAGUCAAUGUAAAAUCCUCAAAAUAAAAGUUAAACCAUAAAAGUGUGUAUUUUACUA
Molecule: messenger RNA, 8969 nt
Organism: Frankliniella occidentalis (western flower thrips)
Lineage: Eukaryota; Metazoa; Arthropoda; Insecta; Thysanoptera; Thripidae
Gene: DIP2
Product: disco-interacting protein 2
Exons: 27
Coding region: 136-5418 (1760 amino acids)
Source: RefSeq, a predicted model, not a curated record